AACAUAUCAUAGGGAACGGUUCGUGUUCAUUUUGGCAGUAAAAAAUAAUUUUUUUUUUUUUUUUACCUGUUUUUACAAACAAUGGACUCUGCGACAGUUGAUUCGGUGUAUGAAAAUCUUUUUUCAGCUCAAAAUUUCUUUGCAAUGCACGAGCAACAACAAAUAGAUAAACAAAAUUCGAUGAUGGCCAACAACUCGCUGAUAGAUCUCGAUAUGUUUCGUUAUGAGGACGGUGGUGGUGAUGCAUGCGGUUCGCUGCUGCUGGGCGAGGAUUAUUGCAGCAGUUUCAAGGAUGACGCCCUCGGAGGGGCAGCAAGCAGUGGCAGUAGCAGUAGUGGCAACACCGAAGGCAACAACACCACCAACGACAGCAACAACAGCAGCAGUACUAGCACCGGCAUUGGAGCAAUAGAAACAGCAGCAGCAGCAACAACAACGACAACAGGAGGAGCAGCAACAGCAGUAACAACAAAGACAACAUCCUUGCUGGAUUGGCAGGCGCAACCACAGCCGCUGGACAAGGAUAAAAAUGAAACAAUGAAAUCUCUGAAUGCAUUUCAAAUGCAUUCCUCAAUGACAGACAAUCGAGGAGCACCACAUGACUGUCUCUGGUCCUCACAAUUUCGACAGCUACGACCACCACCAACAAUUCAGAUCGGAGAAGAGAAAUUCGUACUACGCACCGAUACCAUAUUUGUAUUAGGCAUGCGACUAAAUGUGACUAAAAACGACAUAAUCGUCUACUUUGGCAAGAUGGGCCACAUCAAAAUGGACGAUCUGACGUUGAAGCCAAAGAUCUUUGUGUACAAGAAUAAGCUGACUGGUCGCUCGAAGGGUGAAGCCACUAUCACAUACACAAGCCCCUAUGCGGCGCAGACAGCCAUAUAUUAUUUAGAUGGCGCCAAAUUUUUGGGUCAAGUGCUGAGUGUUGUACCGGCUUAUCUUUCCACACGGCCGGGCAAGAGCGUACGUUUCAGUUACGCCCAGGAUCCGGUCAUCGAUCAGCAGCGUCGUCAGCGACAGAAGAAAUGGAAGCCCGCCAUUGAUAAUUGGGUCUGUGAAUUGUGCAGAAACAGCAACUUUGUGUGGCGACUCAGCUGCAAUCGUUGUCGUGUUAGCAAAAGUGAAGCCAUCACAAUUAACAAUGCGUCCGCAUCGUCAUCCGCCGCCUCAGCCAACGGUGGACAAAACAAUUGGCGUCCACGUAAGCACGAUUGGACCUGUGGCUAUUGCUUCAAUGUGAACUUCUGGUAUCGUCAGAAAUGCAAUCGUUGCCGUGCACCCAAAGCAGAGCUGCAAGCUAGCUCAGAAUCAGAUAGGGAUAAGUGGGAGCUGGUUGUCAGCCAGACUUCCGUGGUUUAACUUGACCAAUUAACAAAUACUUCUUUAUAGGCACACCUCUUUUUUUAAAUUGAAAGUGAAUUAUGGUUCCAGUUAUAGUACUGCCAAUUUUUUUUAACCUUUAUAUAUUGACAAGGAGUCUAGUCGAAAGUCUCUAACAAUUUUGCAUCACAUUUUGUACAGUUUUGCAAUAAAUGAAAAGUGGCGUCUUUACAUGUUUACCUAAA
Drosophila innubila is the source of this 1568-nucleotide messenger RNA. RefSeq lists its product as uncharacterized. NCBI's taxonomy places the organism in Eukaryota, Metazoa, Arthropoda, Insecta, Diptera, Drosophilidae. Bases 82 to 1362 code for a protein of 426 amino acids. The record is from RefSeq and is a predicted model, not a curated record. Gene Ontology annotation, molecular function: transcription coregulator activity; RNA binding. Gene Ontology annotation, cellular component: nucleus. The transcript has a single exon. Gene Ontology annotation, biological process: regulation of DNA-templated transcription.